Molecule: messenger RNA, 1374 nt
Organism: Malassezia sympodialis ATCC 42132
Lineage: Eukaryota; Fungi; Basidiomycota; Malasseziomycetes; Malasseziales; Malasseziaceae
Gene: PAC2
Exons: 2
Coding region: 1-1374 (457 amino acids)
Source: RefSeq, a predicted model, not a curated record
AUGCUCCUCUCCCCUGGCACGCGCGUCGCGCGGCGCGGCGACACGGCCACCGUCGCGUACGUUGGCCCUCUGCCACCGCACGAGGGGACAUGGUACGGCGUCGUGUGGGACCGUGCGCCACGCCAGGGCUCGUUCCUCCCGGCCUCGGCGCGCCUCGACACGGGCGUAUCGUUUGUGGAUGCCAUGGCCCAAAAGUACGGCACCGGCCCCGAGGUACGUGCGCUCUCGGUAGCGAGCUUGGUGGGCGCGCCGCCCCCGCCCGCCCUGGCGGAUGCCUCGUGCGUGUACGUACGCUGUGCAUACCCGGACGGCGCCACAGGGCCCAUGCCGUACACGCAUCUCGGGACCAUCGACCUCUCGCGCUCCCUGCUGGCCGACUGGGACGAGGUCGCGCGGAUCGCUGCGCCUCUGCCACUGCAUACGCUCGUCCUGCAGCAAGUGCGCCUCCGCCGCGCCAUGCAGGUGCCUGCCGCCUUUGCGCAGCUCAAGUGCCUGCACUUGAAUGAUACCCGUACUGACUGGGCGCAGGCCCUCGUCCUGGGGCACGCGAUGCCUGCGCUGACGACGCUGCAGCUCGCGCACAACGGGAUAGAGGCGCUUGGUCCCUCGCAGGACGCAGGCGCAGCGUUUCCGUGCCUCACGUCGCUGCACCUGGGCGGCAACCGCUUGCGCAGCAGCGAAGAUCUAGGCGCAGCGCUCCAGUCGAUCGCGUCGCUGCGUCAGCUCCUGCUGAGUGGCAACGAGCUGACCCACAUCACGCCCAUGGCACGCCCCCUGGCGCAGCUGGACGAGGUGCACCUCGCGGACAACCCACUCGAGGCGUCCAGUGUGCCAGUGUUGGAAUCGUGGAUGGCUGUGCCCUACGCGCUUGUACUGCCGCCGCUCAGGGGCGAUGAGGAGGCGACUCGACUGUGGGCUAUUGCGCAGCUGCCGCGCCUCGCACGCCUAAAUCACACGCCCAUCACGCCACACGAGCGCACAGACGCAGAGCGCUACUUUUUGACCAUCGCGUCGCCAGACGACCCACGGUAUGGUGCGCUGUGUGAGGUGCACGGUGCGCCAGUCCGCGCGGCACCGCGCACGCUGCGCGACAAUAUGGUGGACCUGCGCUGGGCGCGCGCGGCGCAUGCGCCGGCCGUGGCUGACGUGCCCGCCCUCCGUGCACAGGCGCAGCAGCUGUCGAUGCUGGCCACGACACCCGUGCGGUCCGUGCUGCGUCAUGUGGCCAGAGCUUGCGCGGCGCCUCGCACCGCGUCCUUGUGGGCCGUCUUGGCCGCUGAGCCCGAGCCACUGGUCGUCGCCAUGGACGAUGGCUGGCAGGACCUUGCGUGGUAUGGAGUGCAGUCAGGCGACCUCGUCGUACUUGUAGACUAG